CAGAGAAAGAGAGCAAGACUUCAAUGAACUUGGCUACUGCACACUAAUCUCCGUGCUUCUCUGGCUUCCUCUCUCUCGACCGUUCUCUAGUUUUUUUACAGCCCAAAAAGUAUUUAAAUUAACCUCACUAAGUCGAAUAGGCUACAUCAGUAAGGCGUACUCUUCAUGGUUUUUAAUGACGGACAGCUGAAAACAUGUUGCACGAGAAGGCGCUCGGUGCUUUGGGACCUUUCCGGUUUCUGCAUAACAGCUGUGCGGCGGUGGCGCGCUCUAAAAUGAAAAACACUUUGUGAAACGGCAAUAACAGACUUUAAAGGGGGAAAAAACGCGAGAAAAAGCUGCGUGCUUGGAGUUUCAGUAGGACUUCAGGGCUCAUCAGAUGCGUGUUGGAAAGGAACGGGACGCAGUAGUGGGCUGCGCACUGACUUCAGCUGGACUUUAUCCUCAGAGCCCAUUUGGACACACAGCACCUAGCACAGAACGACGCGACUUCUGUUCCAUGUCUUAUGUGAGACACUUUCUUGCGGAUAUUUUUUCUCUUUUUUUGUCGCUGUGGAUGUUUCUCAGGAUCCAAAAAGUUUUCGAAGUGAAUAGAUACGCUGAGUGGGAGAUUUCUUGGGUUCUUGCUGCGCGUUUCUAUUCUAAAAAGAAGUUUGGACGAUGACAGACUCACAGUUACAGUCUCUGUUUACAUCAAUCAGAUCCGAUGAAUUGACAUUACAUACAGAUCAGUUAAGUGAUUAAUGAAGGAUCAACGACGUUAAAUGAAAAUAAAUACAAAUUUUUGAUAAUAAUAAUAAUAAUAAUGGCCAACUCGAACCGGAGCCGUGGAAGUGCGUGCCGUUUAGUGGCAGUUUGAUCGCGCCGUCUUCUGCGCCUCGUCUCUCCAUCUCGUACUGAUCAUGGUGCCGGUGUUCGCUUUGCUCAUUGCGCAGCUUUUCUUCGGAGGCUGCUCGGGUCUUCUGCCGGAGAUCGGGCGCCGGAAGAACAGCUCUUACCUCUCCCAGGGCGCGCUGGACGCUUUCGAACUUCGUCUGCUUACUAUGUUCGGUCUGAAGCAAAGGCCGAGUCCGAGCAAGUCAGCAGUGGUGCCACAGUACAUGCUGGAUCUGUUCACCACGUAUUCAGCCAACAACGCCGAGCAAAAGCAACACAAAGCGAAGAGCACAGUGGGCAGGAGCGCAGACAGAUCCGCUAGUCGGGCGAACACAGUACGCAGCUUCCAGCAUGAUGAAUCUACAGAGGAGCUGUCACAUCACAGUGGAAAGACGACUCAAAGGUUCCUCUUUAAUCUGAGCUCCAUCCCAGGAGAGGAGUUUGUCACAUCAGCAGAGCUGAGGAUUUACAGGGAGCAGGUGAUGACGAACAGUAGCAGCAACAGCAGUGCAGGGUACCAUCGCAUUAACAUCCAUGAGAUCAUCAAGCCUGCACUUUCUUUUAAAGAGCCCAUUACAAGACUUCUAGACACUAGACUGGUUCAGCACAGCCUGAGCAAGUGGGAGAGCUUUGAUGUGAGUCCUGCUGUCUUGCGGUGGACCACAGAGGGUCAAAAUAACCACGGCUUUGUGGUGGAGGUGGUUCACCCCGGCACUGCAGAUGGAGACUACAAGAGACAUGUCAGAGUCAGCAGGUCGUUGCAUGACAGCACAGACUCGUGGCCUCAGAUGAGGCCGCUGCUGGUGACAUUCAGCCACGAUGGCAAAGGACACGUGCUCCACUCUCGGGAGAAACGACAAGCUCGAGGCAACAAGCCAAAGAAGAAACACAAAGCCAACUGCAGGAGGCACUCGCUUUAUGUGGACUUCAGCGAUGUGGGCUGGAAUGACUGGAUAGUGGCACCACCAGGCUACCAUGCCUUUUACUGCCAAGGAGAGUGUCCUUUCCCUCUGGCAGACCACCUAAACUCCACUAACCACGCUAUUGUACAGACACUGGUCAACUCAGUGAAUAGUAACAUUCCCAAGGCAUGCUGUGUGCCCACAGACCUGAGCCCCAUUUCCCUUCUCUAUUUAGAUGAGUAUGAACGAGUGAUCCUGAAAAACUACCAGGACAUGGUGGUGGAAGGCUGUGGGUGCCGCUAAAGCACACGGACACUACAACACACUUUUGCAAAGACACUUUAUCUCCCAGUACUACCCUUUAUUUAUGCUAAGUAAAGUUUUUUUAAGGAUAAAAACACAUAUUUUGGAAAAAAAAUAUAUAGAAAUCUAUAUUUAUGUCCACUAAUGGGAAAAUAAAUAUUUUAAUUGGAGUUCAACUAAUGUAUUUUAUGAUGUACAUUUCAAUUAGUUUAAAUUCAAUUUACACACAUGAAGUAUAUUGGUCAGAUUUUGUAUUUAUUUCUAUUGUAACCACUUUUAGUGAAUAGGUUAUAUCUAUUUAUGUGUAAUCAGGAAGACAAAAAAAAUAGAUUUGUAAAACGUUCGAACACCUUAUAUGGGUUUAUGUGUCUCCGUUAUGUGUCUCCACAAGACUUGGGCUACUCUGUGCAGAGCUGCUAAAGCCCGAAAGUGUUAAAGAUGUGUUGCAGUUUCAGUUCCAUCCAAACUAUAGUGUAAAAUGGAGUACUGAAUAUAUUCAAUAGAAUGACACCAUAUAAAGCAUUGGGCCUUUUGUUAAGUACUAAGCAGUGGUGAAUGUGAAUGCACUUAUCUAGAAGCAAUGUGACAGGUAGUUGACACUGAAUCCUCAGGAACUUUGCUGAUAUGCAUGAGAUUCACACUAUGAGUCUAUGAAAUCUACCUACAAUAUAGCCUUAAACACAAUUGCUAUCUAUGUUCUUUUUGUCCUGAUGCUUUGGUUCCUUAAAGGUUUCUUCUUUGCCCUUCUAAUACCUUGUCAAGUCUCCUUAACUGAAUAUGUGAUGUUCACAAGAAUGCAUAAUAAUUAUUCUAAUGCCUCGAAUCUGUCAAGAACUGUUAUACAAAGAAAGAUGCUGUUGAAGUCAGCUUCUUUGUCUUUUACCAGAAAGAGUACACAAUGCAACCCCAUGCUGCUAGAUAUUAUAUAUGUUAUAUAUAUUAGCAAAUAUUCUACUACAACAAAUAACCCUCUGUUUUGUUUUUCUCAUGUUAAAUUAAAUUGGCCAAAAUUCCCAGUGUUCACUUACUUGAACUCAAAUGUCAAACAUGUAUGAGGAAAAAAAAUAAAUAAACAACUCUUAUCUAGGUGUCUUUAACAGGAUUUAUUGGCAUUCAACACCAGUGAGGGUUGAUAAAACUAUUCUGGAACACUUUUCUUAUUUUUAAACUGCAUUUAGCUAUGAUCUCCACCCAUUUCUCAUUAACAGGGCAAUGCAAAUGGAUGACCUGGGGUAUGGAAUGACUCUUGCCCUCCACACUGAAUAAAAUAACCAAUGUAAAAGGUAACAGAACAAAAGCUUUAUAAGCUUACAGCUAGGUUAAAAGUCAGAGGGAUUUACAGCUCCACUUCUUUGAUGAUCGUAAAACGAGGUCUGUGGGAAGUCCUCUUUCUAUGUCUUUUACAGCUUUUUUUUUUUUAAAUGGAAAAUGCUCCACUCGGUUGAUAAAAUGUCUUGACAUAUCAGUGUUUAAAAAAAUUGUCCAAAGUUCAUUAAAGGGUCAGCAACUGUAUGGUUUCAGAUAGUUCCACUAUAUCUAGAACACUCUUUUUACAGUGUGAGGAACCGGUAAACCCUACCUGUCAAGGUGUGUGCUGAAGUCUCCAUACUGUAUACGGUGUGUCUGCUCGUCCUCACUUACACAGCAAUAAACUAUCAAUGUUUCAAA
This is a messenger RNA of Tachysurus vachellii, 3749 nucleotides long. RefSeq names its product bone morphogenetic protein 2a (gene bmp2a). Lineage: Eukaryota; Metazoa; Chordata; Actinopteri; Siluriformes; Bagridae. The record is from RefSeq and is a predicted model, not a curated record. Gene Ontology annotation, molecular function: BMP receptor binding; growth factor activity; cytokine activity. The transcript is spliced from 2 exons. The coding region runs from base 903 to 2081 and encodes 392 amino acids. Gene Ontology annotation, cellular component: extracellular region. Gene Ontology annotation, biological process: BMP signaling pathway; negative regulation of transcription by RNA polymerase II; SMAD protein signal transduction.